UACAUAUUUAUCGGAUAAGGCAAAUACAAACACUUCCCAUCCCUUCCCUUCCCUUCCCUUCAAGUUUGAACCUCAUUUCCUCUUCAAUCUUCAUACCAUGUUCUCUGCAACUGUAAACUCCCUCAUACCCAUCUCCCUUUCCAAUUCCAGUAAGCCUUUCUCCUCUUCUUUCCUCAGCCCUUGUCUUCCUCUCUUCAUUUUCCAAUCACCCUUUUCAAAAACCACCGUAAAACCCAUUUCAGCCACUCUUAUCCCCGCCUCUCCCUCGCCUUCUAAUCAGCAACUGUAUCAGCCCUUUAGGCCUCCUCCUUCCCCUAUCCCUUCCCAGUAUGGCUCCUUGGACACUGCCUCUCGUCUCGAUAUUCUCACCAAUCGUCUUGGCCUCUGGUAUGAAUACGCCCUUUUAAUCCCUUCUCUCAUUCAAGAAGGCUUCACCCCACCAUCCAUUGAGGAAUCUACUGGCAUUCCUGGGGUUGAGCAAAACCGUCUUGUGGUUGCAGCUCAGGUUCGUGAAUCUCUUGUUCAAUCUAACACUGAUCCAGAAAUUGUUUCCGCAUUUGAUACUGGUGGAGCUGAGCUACUUUAUGAAAUUCGUCUCCUGAGCGCUACACAGCGGAAUGCAGCCGCCCGCUUCAUUGUUGAGCAUAAGUUAGAUGCCAAGGGCGCUCAAGAUCUAGCACGUGCCAUGAAGGAUUACCCUCGUAGGCGCGGAGAGAAGGCAUGGGAGAGCUUUGAUUACAAUCUCCCUGGAGAUUGCCUGUCGUUUAUGUAUUACAGGCAAGCUAGAGAGCAUAAUAAUCCAUCGGAGCUAAGGACAAAUACUUUGGAGAUGGCAAUGGAUGUUGCAGAGUCUGAAAAGGCAAAAAGUGCGGUCUUGGGCGAACUUAAACGGGAGGGCGAAGGAGAAGAUGCGAAGGAAGAGGAAACUGGGGAUGGAGUUCGUGUUCCAGUAGUGAGAUUGAGGAUUGGUGAGGUUGCAGAGGCUACUAGGGUAGUAGUUUUACCUGUUUGUAAAGCAGAGGAGAGGGAAAGAGAAAUUUUAGAAGCUCCAUGGGAGUGCAGGACAGAGGGUGAGUUUGGUGUGGUUGCGGCAGAGAAAGGGUGGAAAAGGUGGGUGGUAUUGCCAAGUUGGGAGCCAUUGGUGGGGUUGGAGAAAGGGGGAGUGGUGGUGGCUUUUGCAGAUGCAAGGGCUCUGCCAUGGAAGGCAAAUAGAUGGUACAAGGAAGAGGCUAUCUUGGUGGUGGCUGAUAGGGGGAGGAAGGAGGUGAAUGUGGAUAGUGGAUUUUAUUUGAUGGCUGUUGCAGAUAAUGGUGAUGGUCGUAGUGGUGCACUGAAGGUGGAGAGGGGUUCAGAGUUGAAAGAAAGAGGUGUUGGGGAGAGUUUAGGGACAGUGGUAUUGGUGGUUAGACCACCAAAAGAAGAGACUGAUGAUCAAUUGAAUGAUGAAGAUUGGGAAUGAAAAGGAGAGUGAGAUAGCACGCCAUGUUGAUCUUUGAUUGUCCGGAGGAUAUUGCUGGUAAUCUACCAUUAUAAUAAAGGAAACUUGAAACCUAGUUAUGCUGGUGUAAUACUUUACAUGUGUUAUUUCUAAGAGCCAACGGUUUAUUAUUUUUUUUGGCAAAAGGAACUUCUUGAUAACUAGAAAGAUCAAGGAUUUGCGAUUCAUUGUCCUUUCACAUUUUUUGCUAUCAUGAUUGUGUAUAUUGGAUUGUUCA
Molecule: messenger RNA, 1715 nt
Organism: Manihot esculenta (cassava)
Lineage: Eukaryota; Viridiplantae; Streptophyta; Magnoliopsida; Malpighiales; Euphorbiaceae
Product: rubisco accumulation factor 1.1, chloroplastic
Exons: 1
Coding region: 98-1459 (453 amino acids)
Cellular component (GO): chloroplast
Source: RefSeq, a predicted model, not a curated record